Molecule: messenger RNA, 916 nt
Organism: Elaeis guineensis (African oil palm)
Lineage: Eukaryota; Viridiplantae; Streptophyta; Magnoliopsida; Arecales; Arecaceae
Product: transcription factor HY5
Biological process (GO): red or far-red light signaling pathway; response to far red light; regulation of photomorphogenesis
Cellular component (GO): nucleus
Molecular function (GO): DNA-binding transcription factor activity, RNA polymerase II-specific
Source: RefSeq, a predicted model, not a curated record
CCAAUGGUCCAAACCCCCCUUACAUUACGAAUAGUGCAAUUAUUAGGCCUUGGCUGUUGUUCUUCCCCGCUCUCCCACCCACCCAGCAGAAGGAAGAAAUAGAAAAGAAAACAGAAACCAAAUCGAAGCACAGUUCUUAUCUCUUUCUUUCGCAUGCUCGGGCGCUGGAAGGAGUAGAAGAAGGAGAAUGCAAGAACAAGCAACGAGUUCACUCCCUUCGAGCAGCGAGAGAUCGUCGAGCUCGGCGCCGCAGAUGGAAGUCAAAGAAGGAGUGGAAAGCGAUGAGGAGAUCAGGAGAGUGCCGGAGUUCGGGGUGGAGCCGGUCGGCCCGUCCACCUCCGGCCGGGAGACCGGUUCGGCGGCCGGACCCGAUCGGGCCCAAUCCUCCGCCCCGGCCGGUCAGCGGAAGAGGGGGAGGAGCCCCGCGGACAAGGAGCACAAGCGUCUCAAAAGGUUGCUGAGGAAUAGAGUCUCAGCGCAACAAGCAAGGGAGAGGAAGAAGGCUUAUUUGAAUGAUCUGGAGGCAAAGGUGAAGGAUCUGGAGAAGAAGAAUUCGGAGCUGGAGGAGAGGCUCUCUACUCUGCAGAAUGAGAACCAGAUGUUGAGACAAAUAUUGAAGAAUACUACCGUCAGUAGGAGAGGAUCCAGCAGCAGUGCCAAUGGAGAAGGUCAGUAGGACAGGAAAAAAAAAGAAAGAAAAAGAAAGGAGUCCCUCCAGUCUUUGCAGGAAGUAGUAUGUGAGUGUAGUCUGAAGUUCUGUUGGAUCUCAUAGUCAAAAGAAAAGGUUUGCCUUCAUGUAAGUUAUAAACCCUAUUUAAUUUAUGAUUGGCAAAUGGUAACAUGUUAUGUUGUGGGACAAUUAAGCAUGUUGUGGAAAUUUUAGAAAAAUAUAAAUAUAUAAUUGUGAGUUCUUUUU